Molecule: messenger RNA, 656 nt
Organism: Paramecium pentaurelia
Lineage: Eukaryota; Ciliophora; Oligohymenophorea; Peniculida; Parameciidae
Source: the annotation of a GenBank genome assembly
AUGUAUGAGUAAGAUAAAAUUAUAAAUAUAGAUAAAAUGAAGUAUAUAAUAAAAGAGAGAAUUUCAAAAAAGAUAGUAAAGAAAUAAACCAAUUAUUUAUAUAUUUAAAUUAAUGCUUAUAUGAAAAUGAUUCAUUGUAAUUUUAUUAUAUAAUAACUAGAUAAAAUAUUUGUAUAUUCCAUUAAUCUUCUUUAAAGACCAAUUAUGUAUUAUAUACUGAUAAAUCAAAAGAAACAAUUAUAUAUAAUGUAAAUACUUAGAGAUAUUUGGAAAAAUUAUAUUUUGUUUAUGAAUAUGAUUAAAGUUUGCAUUAUCUUAGACUACUCUAAUUCUUGAAUCUUAAUAGAUAGAUCUAUAAGGAUAGAAGAAUUAAUAGUAAGAUUGAAUAGAAUGACAAUUCUAGAUUGGAUAUUAAAAGUUCUCCAUUAUUAAACUAUUUAAUAAAUGAAGAUAGAUUAAGGAGAUUUAGAUAAUAAUUAAGAAAAUUAUAUAUAAUAGUAAAGGAGAUGAUCAAGAACAGAUAGAUUGAAGUUAUAACAAUGAUGUUAGUGUAAUUCUAGAAUAAAUUUGAAAUUAUUUAUAGUCAGAUUUAUAUAUAUUAAUUAAUGGGGGUGGAUGCAAAUUUAAUCGAGAAUGUUCGUGAGAAUGGAUUUUGA